Messenger RNA from Anoplopoma fimbria (sablefish), 5089 nucleotides. It is a transcript of the gene exoc5, whose product is annotated as exocyst complex component 5. Lineage: Eukaryota; Metazoa; Chordata; Actinopteri; Perciformes; Anoplopomatidae. Gene Ontology annotation, cellular component: exocyst; cytoplasm. Gene Ontology annotation, biological process: Golgi to plasma membrane transport; exocytosis. Bases 160 to 2286 code for a protein of 708 amino acids. The record is from RefSeq and is a predicted model, not a curated record. The transcript has 18 exons.
AUACAGGAAGCUGGGCUGCUACUCAGCUAAACGCUAGCUGUCAACAAAGGACGAAACUGUACGAAGUCGGUUAAUCCAUGAGGAAGUCGGCGGUGUUGUCGACCCUGAGAGCCUCUCUGUAAAUCUGCACUUCACCACGCCGACAGCUGAACCUGAAACAUGGCGACCACAGCCCAGCUGUUCGAGGAGCCCUUUGAUGCGGAUGAGUACAUCGAAAGGUUGGCAUGGCGGACACCUGGGGGAGGCUCCAAGGGAGGAGCUGAGGCGUUUGACCCCAAAAGGCUGUUGGAAGAAUUUGAGAACCACAUAGAAGAGCUGAAGCAGCUGGACGAGAAGAUCCAGCGGCGAGUCGAGAAGCUUGAGCAUCAGUGUCAUCGUGAGGCCAAGGAAUUUGCACACAAAGUGCAAGAUUUGCAAAGAAGCAACCAGGUGGCCUUUCAGCAUUUCCAGGAACUCGAUGAGCACAUAAGCUAUGUGGCAACAAAGGUUUGCCACCUUGGCGACCAGCUGGAGGGUGUGAACACGCCUCGACAGAGGGCCGUGGAAGCUCAGCGUCUAAUGACCUACUUCAACGAGUUCUUGGAUGGGGAGCUACGCAGCGAUGUCUUCAAUAACCCAGACAAGAUUAAGGAGGCUGCUGAUAUAAUUCAGAAGCUGCAUCUCAUUGCCCAGGAGCUGCCAUUCGACAGAUUUGCAGAUGUCAAGGCAAAAAUUGCAAGUAAGUACCAUGACCUGGAGCGGCAGUUAAUCCAGGAGUUCACAGCUGCCCAGCGCAGGGGUGAGAUUGGACGUAUGCGGGAGGUGGCAGCGGUUCUGUUGCAUUUCAAGGGCUAUGCACACUGUGUGGAUGUCUAUAUUAAGCAGUGUCAGGAAGGAGCCUACCAGAGGAAUGAUGUGUUUGAGGACACUGCAGUCCUCUGCCAGAGAGUCAACAAGCAGGUGGGCGAGGUCUUCAGCAGCCCAGAGACUGUUAUGGCCAAACUCAUUCAGAACAUCUUUGAAAACAAAUUGCAGGCCCACGUUAGAGAAAAACUGGAUGAAACAAAACACUCUGAUGUCGAACAAUACCUCAAGAACCUCUAUGAUCUUUACACCAGGACCACAGCAUUGGCCACUAAGCUGACUGAGUUCAACCUUGGCUCAGACAAGCACACGUUCCUGUCUAAGCUGAUAAAGAGCAUAUUCUCCUCAUACCUUGAAAGCUACAUUGACAUGGAGAGGGAAUACCUUCGCAGUCGAGGUGCCAUGAUUCUGCAGCGAUACUACGACUCCAAGAACCACCAAAAACGCCCAAUUGGCACCGGCAGUAUCCAAGAACUGAAGGAGCGGAUCAGACAGCGCACCAAUCUCCCUUUUGGCCCUAUGAUUGAGACCCAUGGGGAGACCUUUCUGUCCCCAGAGCUAGUCGUCAACCUGCUGCAGGAGACACGUCAUGCCUUUGAGAGAUGCAACAGGCUUUCAGAUCCUUCAGACCUGCCCAAGAACGCCUUCUCAAUCUUCCUGCUGCUGGUUGACCAUCUGUGUGUGGAUCACAUUGACUACGCCCUAGAGAUUGGCCUCUCAGCGAUUCCCUCAUCAGAUUCCAAGAAUGCCAACCUGUAUUUCCUGGACGUCGUUCAACAGGCUAACUCUAUCUUCCACUUGUUUGACAAGCAGUUUAAUGACCAGCUCAUGCCUCUUAUAAGCUCAUCUCCAAAGUUGGCAGAGUGCCUGCACAAGAAGAAAGAGGUGAUUGAACAGAUGGAAGUGAAACUGGACACAGGAAUCGACAGAACAAUAAACUGCAUGGUGGGGCAAAUGAAGCACAUCUUGGCAACAGAGCAGAAAAAGACUGAUUUCAGGCCUGAGGAUGAGAACAACGUCAUGAUCCAGUACACUGCAGCUUGCUCUAAGGUAUGCGCCUACGUCAGUCGGCAGGUGGAGCACGUGCGGAAGUCCAUGGAUGGGAAAAACGUGGACACAGUCCUGACCGAGUUGGGCAUUCGUUUCCACCGGCUCAUCCACGAGCACUUACAGCAGUACAGCUACAGCUCAAUGGGAGGCAUGCUGGCCAUCUGCGACGUGGCUGAAUACCGACGAUGCGCCAAGGACUUCAGGGUACUUCUGGUGCUGCAGCUCUUCGACACACUUCACGCCCUCUGUAACCUCCUGGUCGUUGCCCCUGACAAUCUGAAGCAGGUUUGUUCAGGUGAGCAGCUCACCAAUCUGGACCGAAACCUCCUGCACGCCUUCGUCCAGCUCAGAGUGGACUACCGUUCAGCCAGACUGGGCCGACACUUCAGUUAAUGACUAUUUCAACACCUCGCUGCCCUCCGUCCAGAAACCCAUGCUUUGAUGAAACGAUGCACCUUGAAGAAACCCAUUGCUGCUUCAGAGAAAGCAUCGGCCUGGCCCCGGCAGACAGACUUCUCUGGGGUUGCUUUGUGCAUCAUCGAGACAAAAGGCUCCUUGAAUGUGGGAAAUGUGCAUUUCACCUUUUUUCAUUGUUCAUUUCUUCAAUCUGAAGAAAUCCAAAAUGUCUAUUGACUUAAUAUUUCAUUUGUUUUUAAAUACUAAUCCAUCACCAAUCCACAUGGCUAAAAUUUCUGACCUAUUAUAGUAAAUGGACAACAUUGAUUUCUGUGCUCAUGUAAACUAUAUAUUUUUUGAUUGUGCCAAAUAUAUAAAUUCUGUGGCUGCAAUUGUGCACACGAAUAGACCCCUAAAGCUGCUGUAAAGGGAGACUGUCAACAAUAACGCUGUAAUGUCAGACAUCCGGGCUGCAGUAGCACUGUGUACUGGGAACAGCUUCCCUUUGUAAUGAGGUGUAGGGGACCUGACAGAGACAGCCCCACAGCAUGCAAUAUAGAGCCCUGUCUGGCUAAGAGAGACACGUGACCACCUCUCUAACCUUUGACCUCUGACCACAAAGUAGAGGUCAAGAGGCCAUCAAAGAGAAGUGUGAUCUGAACUAUUAACAGGUCUGAGAACUUCUCUGGAGGUUUGGGUGGUCCCCUAUUAGGCUAAGAUGACUGGUGUGAUGGGUCAGUGAGUCUGUGUCACUGUAAUUGCACAGAUCAACACUUACUCAUCCAGCUGUGGGUGAACACAGUCCAAAGACAUUGUUGGCUGGAUCUGCAGUGUUUCCUGGUCAGGGGACAUUCAAAUGUUGACCUCUGCUGAUUAAUGAAACAAACUAGAGGGGACUUCUUCACACAGGGCUUAUCUGGUCUCAGUCACUGUCUUCUGCACUAAAAAAAGAAGGCAGAUCAUGUCCCUGAUGCCUGAAACCGUCUCCAACGCAAAGCUGCUCCCACUGUACUGCUGUUUACCCUAAUUAGUGACUCAUUAAAAAAAUGUUGCAUUUUAUUAUCAUCCCUCUUCGGAACAUACUUAAUAAAUGGGGAGCUGUGAAUAGAAAGUUUGCAGAGUCCCUCCACGAAUGUCACUUUCAAAGUGAGAUGAAACAGUCUUCCUUUCUAUGGAAGUCAUCAAGUAUUCAUGGGAAUUCUUGUCACCAGAGUAAAGUUCUUUCUUAGACUUCAGGAAGUGAGCAGAGCCAGAGGGGAUUAGAUAUCUACGAGUUGAUGAAUUGUGUGCAGUAGUCAUGGACUGGGGGAGAGCCGGGGAGAUAGAGACGCCUGAGAGCUCAGUUCCAGCUCCGGCUGGCUAGUGUUGUGUAGAAUGUACACACUGUGCUGUGCAAGUUCAAACAACAUAAUUAAUUAGGCUAAUAUUAAUAUUAUCAAUGCCACAUAAAUUCAAUUCUCUCAGCCCUAAUCACAACUGGAUAGCUUGUAAAAAUUAUUUUGUUAGGCCCUGAUGCAAACAGUGGGUCUUUUUCAAACAUUUGAAAACUAUUUGUUUUUGCGGCGAUUAAUGUGCUCGACGCAGGAAGGGUUGGGGGAGCGGAGCCAGGCCAGGGACGAUAACUGGUGUGGAGACGAAGGCAGAGGCGCAGUCUGGCCCCAGGGACUCCCAGCGCAGGCACAUGGAAGAGGGGGAGGGAUGUGUUUUUUGGGGUGGGUGUUUGAGCAGGUGGAGGGGAUUAGUAAUACUGUCAACACUGGAGAGCUGGAUAAGACUGUCCUCUCUUACUCGUCGGUUUGAGCAGCUCUUGCAUACACAUUCAGACACAUAAAGACGCCAACACAUACAAACACAGGGACAUCAGGACAGGAGAGGGAAACGUAUCUGCGGUUAAACUGACCAUGGACAAGUUGUUCAUGUUCUACUAGUUUUAAAUCCACAUCCUUCCAAAAAGCCAAUAGCACUCAAUAAGCACCUUCAGUAUGUUUCCGGUAGCCAUUCAGAUACCAGGAAAACCUUCAUAAUAUCACAGUUAUUAGCCCUGAAUAAGGACCUGUACAGUAACUACCAGCCAAGAAUCUUGAAUUUAAGACUUUUUAAACAAAAAAUUAAAGCUACUAAUUAAAGCUGCCAGGCGCCAACACAUCUGCCAUCUAAAGCACAAAAAAUCUGAUCUUUAAAUUUAAAAAGAACCUCAUGUGAGUGUAAAAAAACACAAUAAAAAAAUUCUGCAAUUGAAUCCUCUUUCCCACUGACCACAGAUACCCUCAUUUGUUUCCCCUCUUUCAUGCAUAUCCCUCCUUUUGUCUCCUUUGCCAAAUCAUCAACCAUACUUUCCUAUCUUUCCGCUCUUCCUGCACAACAGGCUGGUCCUCCAACAUCCCAUAAAUCCUUGCUUUCGGCGCAUUGCUGCUACCCCAACUAGGCCGGCCCUCCCUCUGCCUCCUGGAGCACUGACAAUAAAGCAUUACAGCAGUCAAUCCAUGUCAACAACAGCUUUGCUUAAUUCCUGCUAAACACGUUCAAGCUAAAUCUUCACCUAAUGAUGCAUAAUGAUUUUCUCUUUAGUGUGCUGGCGGCUAGUAUCAAUUUUGGUGGUUUGUUUUACCCGCCAUCGCAAAGCUGACUCAGGUGGUUUAACUGUAUCAGCCAGACACGGACGUUAAGGAUCCCCCUGUUAAAAUGAGUCGGGUAAUUGUGACUCUUCACACUUGAGAGUGUGUGGCAGUCAUACCGAACAUAUCAGGGUUUCACAUGCUAAAUGUUGUUGGCUUGUACCAAUUCAAACAUAACAGAAUAA